GGCGGGAACGCGAGGAGUAAAGUUGGGUGAUUUGUUUCAUUUUGUCUAUUUAGUGUUUCUUCAGGUUUAAAUGUGUAAUAGCAGUGGUUUAUUAACUGUUUCAUAUCUGUAAAAGUGCACAAAUGUGGGAAAGUGAAACAAAGCCGCUGGACGUAACUUCUCCGGGUCCUCCAAAAAGUCCACUGAAAAAAUCUCAGUUUUAGUUACCAGGUCAUAAAAUCUCUUAAAAAAAUAAGCGGAUGUCUUCAGACUUCAGUGUCGACUUUAAAAAUAAAAAUAGUGAUUGAAAUUUUAACGCGUAUGUUACUUACAAGUUUGCUCUAACAAACAAUAAAAAAAAAAUUAGUUAAAAUUAUUUUAUAAUCCAAAUCGUGUACUCCAAAGACACCUAACCUUGUAAAGUUAUUUAUAAGCAACUGAAGUUUGAAUAUUUUUAAAUGAGCCGGUAAUUGUUUGAAAGCCACGGACAAUAAUGAAUACCACUGCUUCAGCAACUACGACUUCUUUGGAUGAAGAUGCUGACGAAUGCGGGCCACAGCUGAUCAGUAAAUUAGAGGGCAAUGGCAUCACAUCAGGAGAUAUAAAAAAGCUUGAGGAAGCGGGAUAUCAUACUGUUGAAUCUGUUGCCUAUGCUCCAAAAAAAUGGCUAAUCACAAUUAAAGGGAUAUCUGAAGCGAAGGCAGAUAAAAUAUUAGCUGAAGCAUCUAAAUUGGUGCCAAUGGGAUUUACAACAGCUACUGAGUUUCAUCAAAAGAGGGCUGAAAUAAUACAACUUACUACUGGUUCAAAGGAAUUAGAUAGAUUACUGGGAGGUGGUAUAGAAACUGGUUCUAUAACUGAAAUAUUUGGUGAAUUCCGUACUGGCAAAACCCAAUUAUGUCACACAUUAGCAGUCACCUGCCAGCUACCCAUUGAACAAUCUGGUGGAGAGGGUAAAUGCAUGUACAUCGAUACAGAAGGAACAUUCAGACCGGAAAGACUGCUGGCCGUUGCACAGCGAUACGGUAUGGAAGGUGCGGCAGUCUUGGACAAUGUUGCAUAUGCAAGAGCUUAUAACACAGACCAUCAGACCCAAUUGCUAGUGCAAGCUUGCGCCAUGAUGGCAGAGUCAAGAUAUUCCUUAAUUAUAGUUGAUAGUGCAACCGCUCUAUACAGGACAGACUAUUCUGGACGAGGGGAACUGAAUUCUAGACAACUACAUCUGGGUCGUUUCAUGAGAAUGUUGCUCAGAUUGGCUGAUGAGUUUGGAGUAGCAGUAAUCAUAACAAACCAAGUGGUCGCACAAGUGGAUGCUGUAGGAGUUUUCAAUGCUGAUACCAAGAAACCAAUCGGAGGUCAUAUCAUAGCGCACGCGUCCACAACUAGACUCUAUUUACGGAAGGGUAGAGGUGAUAAUCGCGUGUGUAAAAUAUACGAUAGUCCGUGCUUGCCCGAAACAGAAGCUAUGUUUGCGAUUAGCGCUGAAGGCAUCACGGAUGCUAAGGAAUAAUAAUUUAAUUAAGGUGAUAUCAUCACUGCCAUCAACCUUAAAUAUCAUUUUAAACAACGUAGUAGUGUAUGUUAACAAAGAAAAAAAUAAAAUAAAAACUGGAAAAGAAACAAUGAAUGUACAUAAUAUAUAUAACCACUCAAAAUGAAGAAAAUGGCUCUAAAUCCAAAAAAAAAAUAUGAUGGAAAAAUAAGUAUAUUGGAACAUACACUCUUAAUUAAUUUAUAUAAUUUGGUAGAUUAUUUUAGCUCAUUUAAAUGGCAACAUCAAUUUGUGUGAAUGAGCUUAGAACAUGUUGGUAGCGUAGUGAUGUGUGAAUUGUUUUAUUUUGUUAAUACAAUAAUAACUUACGGACUUAUUCAUCGCGACUUAUUGGACAUUUAUAAUUUUCCAAAAAAUUAUAAAGGUCCAAUAAAAUAAAUCCAAUUUAUAAAUUUUAAGUUUAUAACUAUUAAUAUAAAUAAAAUGUAAUGUUUGUUCUCUAUGAAUUCCUAAACCAUUCAUGCGAUUGUGAUGAAACUUUGUAAUUAAUAUUGGCAAUCUAGAAAAGGUUUGUUGCAGUACCAGCAACAUAUGACAGACAGCACGUGAAUAGUUAAAAAAAAUUUGUUUCUUGAACAAUUGGCGACGGUUAUACGUGACAGCUUUUCAUUAGUUCACAAUAAAUCUGAAUAAGACCAUAUAAUAAUAUGUAGCUGCGAUAACUAUUAUAAAUAAAACCAUUUCAUUCAUUAAAUUAUCACUGUUUCGACUUUAUAUAUAAAACUAUCUAGUAUUUCUUUUCACAAUAUUAAAGGCAUUUUAUGUAAUACCCAUUCAUUCAUUGUAUUUAAGCAUUAAUUCCAGGAUCAACUGUAAAUAAGUAGGUAUGUAAUUUAAAGAGAACCAGUGUCAAAUAAAACUAUUUUUACAUUUUCA
Messenger RNA from Bombyx mori (domestic silkworm), 2407 nucleotides. It is a transcript of the gene spn-A, whose product is annotated as Rad51 homolog. The transcript is spliced from 7 exons. Bases 473 to 1489 code for a protein of 338 amino acids. Gene Ontology annotation, biological process: DNA strand invasion; mitotic recombination; DNA recombinase assembly. Gene Ontology annotation, molecular function: DNA strand exchange activity; ATP binding; ATP-dependent DNA damage sensor activity. The record is from RefSeq and is a predicted model, not a curated record. Gene Ontology annotation, cellular component: condensed nuclear chromosome. NCBI's taxonomy places the organism in Eukaryota, Metazoa, Arthropoda, Insecta, Lepidoptera, Bombycidae.